UCCGAUCUACUUUCACAUAUAAUAAUAUGACGUUGAUCAAUCGAUUCCACCAAUGGACAAGUAAAUAUAUAAUAAUCAGCGAGUGCAAAACUUCUUUCUCUACAAAUUGAAAGCGUGAGAUCUAAAAAUUUAUUAUUUUUUUCUUUGAAUUAUCAACUUCCUUAGAAUAGAAAAUAAAAAGACCGAAUUGCAACAAAAGAAUUUUAAAAAAAUUAAGUGUUUUAACAGCGAAAGGUUACCAUGAAAAUUCUUAACAAAAAAAAAGUUCCCAUUCAUUGUAUGCGGUCGCGUUGAAAUGAAAAUAAUAGAAGCGAGGAGCAGGAAGCAGAAUAGGGAACAGCAGAAUAAGUAAAGUGAGCAAGGUAAGAAAACUAAAAGUAAAAUUUUCUAAAUAAAAGCAACGAUUGCUGUCUAUAAUAAACGUUCUCCAGUUUUUUGUGCAGUCGAUCAAAUAAAGAGUACACUCGCCAUUAAAUUUCUUCAGCAACAUUCCCAUGGCUCAUUGGACUCGUAUAUGUAACUAGAAGCAAUCCAUAGACCAGAGCAUAGACCUGUUGGACAUUCAUGUGUUUAUGUUAGUAAAUACGUAAAUGUAAGAAUAAGAAUGAUAGAAGAAGAAGGUGGUUCAUUGGCUCAUGCUCUUCAUAUAUAUUACCCGUUAUGUUUGAGUCCAGGGACCUCUGAGAAGGGCACAGAACUACGAGUAUACUCCCACCUUCUUGGUGUUUACUUCUAUUCUAGCAUUCACUGAUUCAGAGUAUCAACGAAAUUACCUGAGACUAGAUGUAGAGGUAGAGGUAGCACACAAGAACCAACUCUAGCUACUUUACACAGCACUACAACUAGUAUUGCAGGUAUAAAAGUAAAGGUUCUGAUGGAGAUGGAGGUGGUAUCGUAGUAAUUCUAACUCUAAAUAAAAGCAAAGACUUUAAAUGCUACAGUACACUAGUGUAGCAUGUGAUUGUACCGAGUCCUCGAACACUUACAUCAACUUACUACCACUUUUUCCACGUUUCUCUUGUGCUCUUCCCCCACUUUAACAGUAUCCACCGAUCUCCACUACUUUUGUACCAUACUCUUCAUUCCAGCUACCAGCUACCAGCUACCACCAACCAGAAACCAACAGCCAACGCGAAAGGUUCUUUUAAACCUGGGUAACUCUCGGCGCCAGUUUACCAGAACUCUUCAGUAUUCAGUUACACUUGCGGACCACGAGUGUACGGUAUUAUUUAACAUACAACGUGGACUGCUGGAUGAUUGGUCGUGUGUACGUGGAUCAGUUUUUGAAUUACAUCAACACUAAUGUAAAACAACAACGCGGACUCUUUCUUGGUGGGCGAACAAUUUGGUGGAAUUAUUUAAAAGCGCGAUGAUGAGUUGCAGCAGUCAUUGGUGAAGAAAGCAAAUGUUAUGCGCACUUUCGCAUUAGAAAAUUGAAUCACAAUGACGGUGUAAAAAUUUUUAAGUGCUUUGUGUAUGUGUUAUUUUAUUUAAAUUAUUUAUAAAAUGGCAAGUGGAAUAAUGACAAUAAAAAGUGCAAUGAUCUUGACCAUAGUCUUGCUGAUAAUAGAACUAAGUAAUGCACAAUGGCAGCCUUGUAUAGAAUUAAAGCAGGAUUUGCACAUCCCUUGCAAAUGUUCCCAAUCACCAGAGCAUCCGCAGUCGUUACGCAUGGACUGUGAUCGGGUGAUAUUCACCCGAGAGUCAUUGGAAUUGCUGAGAGACCAGCCAGUUAUUUCAAUAAGCCGUCGUCACAGUGGAUAUCAAAAAUUACCCGAAGAUUUAUUGAGCUCGGGAUUCCAAUUGGAGAAGCUCGAUCUCACCGGUAAUUCGAUUCAGCGGCUGAUGGAUCGCAAUUUACAGCUGCAGAGCCACUUGAAAGAACUCCGUCUCGGGGACAAUUUGCUCGGUGAUAAUCUGAACCCCAUAUUCUCCAGCAACGAAUUUCGCGAGCUAGCUGAGCUAAAGCUUCUAGACCUUCACGGUAAUGGACUGAGAAGUAUCGAAGAGGGAAUAUUCAAAGGCUGUAUCAACUUGGAAGAUCUUUAUCUCGAUGAUAACAAUUUGACAAUCGUGCCAGCAGACUCUUUGAAAGGUCCGCGGGCCAUCAGAAUCCUUUCUCUCGCCGGGAAUAGUAUAGGUUCAUUACCAAGAAAUGCCUUUGGAAGCCUUGGAGAAUCUCUUUUGCGUGUUGACCUGAGUCGCAAUGAGCUGUUACACAUGGAAGACGACGCUCUUGUUGGUUUAAAGCACCUGCUCUUCUUGAAUCUCUCCCGCAACGAUCUCACUCGAUUCAACAGCGACGUAUUCAAAGGUGCUCACAAUUUACUACAAUUGGAUCUGUCGACAAACUUUCUCCAAGAAUUUCCAUCAGAUGCACUCAGACACCUGACGAGAUUGAAAUUCCUCAACAUAUCCAACAAUCUAAUCACUGAGAUCGAGAGAAGCCACUUGAUGGAUUUGACAGAACUGCAAGUGCUGGAUCUGAGCAAAAAUAAUAUCGGAAGAUUAGGAGUUAAUGCAUUUGCGAAUCUUACGACGCUUGCACGUCUCGAUUUAAGCCUGAAUGCACUUAGGACGGUUGAAGAGUCAGCAUUCGAAGGUCUAGUGAAUUUGAAAUGGCUAUCACUGCAAGACAAUAACAUUCUACUGGUACCAGGAGCAGCAAUUAGCCGCCUUCCAUCGUUGACUCAUCUCCAUUUAGAGUUUAACCGGAUAGCAGCUGUCUCGAAUGACUUACUGCGAUCCGCCGCAGCGAACCUCGUUUCGCUGGCAAUGACAAGAAAUUUAGUUCGUGAAAUACCGCCGAGAAUGUUUCUCAACUUUGACAAACUCAUUAGCAUCGAGAUGUCGGGUAACAUGCUAUCAUCGCUUGCGCAGCAAACAUUCGUCGGACUUGAAGACACUCUUCUGAAUCUGGAUCUCUCUAACAACCGCCUGAUCUCGAUAGCGCCGCUUGCCCUAAAGAAUUUGCUGUCACUCAAUUUAGCAUCCAAUCACCUGAAACGAUUAACUCCAGAUACUUUUGCUAAUUUAUCAAAGCUGAAGUAUCUGAACAUCAGUGAAAAUCCAUUAUACGGAGGAUUUCCACCAGUUUUCCCGUCAUCUAUAGUGACUCUUGAUGCUUCAAGAACAGGUUUAAAAAUUUUACCGACAGUACUAUUACUCAAUCUUGAUUCAUUGGCUAAAUUACAUCUGGCUUACAAUCAUCUACAAGAGCUCGGUGAAGGAACUUUCCAACAUCUUUACAAUUUAACUCACAUUGAUUUGUCGAAUAAUAUUAUUGAGAGAAUAGACAAUGGUGCAUUUGUGGGUCUUAUCAACUUGUAUGAAUUAAAUCUCAAGGGCAACCGGUUAACAAAUUUUGCUGGUGAAUAUUUCAAUACUGGAACAGGUUUGGAGAUAAUUGACUUGUCUGAUAAUGCUAUAAGUUAUAUAUCACCAACGGCAUUUGUUAUUCAUCCACGUUUACGUGUUUUGAGAUUAAAUGGCAACCGAUUUUCAAAAUUCCCAAGUGAAUUUGUAAAACCACUGCAAUUUUUAGAGAUGAUUGAUUUAUCCGAAAACGCACUUAAAAAUAUCGGUGAAUUUGCAUUCUCACAAAUGGCACGUUUAAGAAAAUUAGAUUUGUCUGACAAUAAAAUAGAAUCUGUCGAUGAAUUGGCCUUUCACAAUUCGACGCAGCUGCAGUUUAUUGAUUUAUCGAACAACAUAAUUGACAGUCUGAGCGAGAGAACAAUGGAAGGUGUUGUGAGAAUUGAAUUUUUAAAUCUGCGCAAUAAUAAACUUACGACACUUCCCGAUACUAUUUUUGAUACCUCCCGCGUCAGGGCGGUUGAGAAAAUUGAUUUGGCUGAUAAUAAAUUUGCUGAGAUACCGAUACGCGCAUUGCAAAGACAAUCAUCGUCAUUGAAUUAUUUAAAUAUGGCAAGAAAUAAAAUGGUCGCAGUGUUUACCCAAGAAAUAAUCGGGAGUCUUAAAGAUUUAGAUUUAUCACAAAAUCCGUUGAGUGAAAAUGCUAUCAAAAGUAUUUUAGGCGAAGCUAAAAUAUUACGUUCACUCAAUCUUGCUCGCACAAAUAUCAAAAGUAUAAGCAGACUGGAGACACCAUUUUUGAAAUCAUUAAAUUUAUCGGGAAAUAAUUUAUCUGAAGUAAGGCCUUCAGCGCUGGAGCGAGCAACACUCUUGGAAACUCUAGAUCUGUCUAAUAAUAACAUCGAAGACUUUGCGAGUCUCUCCAACACAUAUAGAGUCCUUCCAGUCUUACGCAAUCUUGAUGUGUCGAGCAACAAAGCGAAGAAUGUAAACGAGAGUAGCUUCGAAGGCUUGGAAAAGUUACGCAAUCUCAAGAUGUCGAAUCUCUUGCAAGUAACGAGAAUAGAAAAGAGCGCAUUCAAGAGUCUCAAUAAACUAAAAACACUAAUCGCGUACGAUUAUCCCCGUCUCGGAUACUUUGACGUCCAGGGAAUUCUCAAAGACAUGCACGACCUCCAAAUACUUGACGUAGAAAUAAAAGACUCGACAGUGGGAAAUGAUCUGCUGACCAUCCGACUGCACCCACGGCUUCAAGAGCUGACUCUUCGCGGUGAAAGGCUCAAGAAUAUUUUAUCAAGCGCUCUCGCCGGUGUAAGAAAUUCCCACCUAAAACUAGGCAUAAAAAACUCGUCAAUAGAAUCCCUUCCCGCGGCAAUAUUCUUCCCGAUACCGCGAUCGACUCAAGUGGAUCUCGACAUUUCUGGCAGCAAGUUUUCAUCAAUUCCAGCUCAGUUUAUUAGCGCUCUGGACGAAAGAAGAGGAAUGGUUCGUGUCCAAGGGCUGGACACCAACCCCAUAAACUGCGACUGUGAAGCUAAACAUCUUUGGAGAUGGCUAAGAAUGAUUUCAACUAAUUUACAAGUUCGCUGCAAAAGUCCUAUUCAUCUCUACAACAAACACUUGAUUGACUUGACCGAAAAUCUUUUAUCGUGCGAACGCUCAACAACCCCGAGGUUCAUAACGACUCAGACGACUCCAUCAACCAGAUACACGGUCUCUGAACCCGACAUCAUAUGGACCGUAGCUCCAACUCCCCCAGACACUAGAAAUAAACACUACCCAGACAUGAAUGGACCCGCAGUCUCGGGGUCAACUACUACAGACGAUACUUUGAUUAUCGCGAUUGUCGGCGCAGUUGUUGUCAUAAUUCUCAUAACAUUAAUCAUCAUCUGCAUGUGCUGGUUAAAGUGUUGCAGGCCAGUUAAUGACGCUCGCAUGACCACCAUGGCCUCGAGUAUCCACGACGCCUCAGUCCUACGACCUGGAAGUGUUUACUCUGGUAAAAUAAACCACGAAGCGUACGUCGGGUCUACGUACAAUGGCUCGACAUUGGGCCACGGCAAUGGACACACUGGGCCAAAUACUCCCGUACAAAUUUUACCAUAUGUGCAGCCGAUGCAUGUCAUGCAUCCAGUUCAUGCGUCGACGCCCCAGCAACCUAUUUACGGUUACUACGGCGAAAACCCACCUCUCCCUAUGUAUGUCUGUGCUUCUGAUGAUAAAUUCAACAGAUAGUUUAUAUAUAGUUACAAAGAAAAAAACAUUUUAUUUAAUUAUACUAUUAUUUAUAUAAAAAUAAUUUUUUAUAUUUUAUCGAAACAGAUUUAUUACGCAGAUGCAUUUAAAUUUUUCA
Microplitis demolitor is the source of this 5668-nucleotide messenger RNA. RefSeq names its product protein artichoke. Bases 1507 to 5550 code for a protein of 1347 amino acids. Gene Ontology annotation, molecular function: protein binding. NCBI's taxonomy places the organism in Eukaryota, Metazoa, Arthropoda, Insecta, Hymenoptera, Braconidae. The record is from RefSeq and is a predicted model, not a curated record. The transcript is spliced from 6 exons.